Messenger RNA from Hevea brasiliensis (rubber tree), 2378 nucleotides. Its product is annotated as zinc finger CCCH domain-containing protein 48. Bases 502 to 2037 code for a protein of 511 amino acids. The record is from RefSeq and is a predicted model, not a curated record. The transcript is spliced from 7 exons. Gene Ontology annotation, molecular function: protein binding; metal ion binding. NCBI's taxonomy places the organism in Eukaryota, Viridiplantae, Streptophyta, Magnoliopsida, Malpighiales, Euphorbiaceae.
AGAGCCUUUUAUUAUCAGUCUGAUUGCUCCAAGCUCAAGAUCCUCUGUUUUUCAAUUCUUGCUUUCUACCCUGUCGUGAUCGCCAAUACAUCAACACAAGACUUCGAAAACUUCAUCUCCCUUCUUUCUUUGCAUACAGGUUUGAUUCUUAACUGCACGCAAGAUAUGAUCUCCAAGAAAUCAGUCGCGAUGAUGCACAAAUCCAUUUUAUUUGUUUGUCCUUGGUGGAUUUUUAGGGUUUUCUUUUUAGAUUUCCUUUUAUUUUCGGUUGCCUUUGCUGGAGGAUAGGCUAAUGGAAAUCAAGAUUCUUGCUUUUAUCUAGUUAUGGUUUUGUUCUUUGAUUGCGGCAACUGAUGGAUUUUCAUAUAAUGGAUUCGACUGAUAUGUUGUCUUGAUGUGCUUUAUCUGGCUCCGGUUAAGGUUUUUGUAUUCAUCGUUUCCGUGGUGUUAAAGAAAACAGAUUGGGCAGAGAAUGUGGAUAUCGUUUGAUAUAUCAGUUAUAUGGUAUCGUCUGUUCAUCCUACUAUUGUGUUUUGUCUUUCUAGCAUGGAUGCGAAGAUUGCGACCAUUCAUUCACGACUUGGAGGAGGACCUGCGCGCAACAAUGUUGUUUGUCGUUACUGGAUGAUGGGAAAGUGUAAUAGGAACCCCUGUAGGUUCAUGCACAGAGAAUUGCCACCUCCUAAUGUUUAUCGAAGAACAUCUGAGCAACCCAAUCUUUUACGGAAGGAACAAUCGAUUAGGAGCCCUAGCCAUGGCCUCAAAAAUUCAUUGGCAUUGAGUGAUGGAUCUGAAGUUAAAACUGCUCAGAAUAGCACCAAUCAUGUUAUUAAGGAUCCACCUAGGAAACGCCCCAAUCCUGGGAAUUCUUUGGCUUCAAAUAGUGGAGGUGGAGGUGGUGGGUCUGAAUAUAAAUGCACUCGUGAGAGCUCCAGUUCUGGCACUAAGGCAAUGAAUUUGGAGAAGAUAAAACCAUCCUCUAAUUCAUCAGUUCUGGUUGUUGAAGGCAAUGCUUCUGAAGAAAAAACUGUUGAGUGCUCAAAAAAGGCAUGUGAGAACUGGAUGUCAGACAAAUGUGAUAAAGAAGAUGGGUGCCAGUUCUUGCAUUCAUGGUUUUAUGGGGAUUGGUUUUCGACAUUGGCAAAACUCAAGGGGCACAUACAGGCUGUCUCUGGGAUUGCUCUUCCAUCAAGAUCUGACAAGCUUUUCUCGAGUAGUAGUGAUGGAACAGUACAUGUUUGGGAUUGCAAUACUGGUCAAUCAACAAGAGUGAUAAAUGUUGGUGUCAAAAUUGGGGCUUUAAUCAGUGAAGGCCCCUGGAUAUUUGUAGGCUUGCCAAAUAUUGUUAAGGCAUGGAACAUUGAGACAGCUGCUGAAUUUAAUCUCGAUGGGCCAGUUGGGCAAGUUAAUGCUAUAGCUGUAGCUGAUGUUGUUGAUAUGCUUUUUGCGGGGGCACAGGAUGGUGCCAUUUUGGCUUGGAAAGGGAGUGCUAAGAACCCAAAUCCUUUUGAACUGGCCUCAUCUAUGAAAGGUCACACCAGUGCUGUUAUAUGCUUGACCAUUGGAAGAAAUAGGCUAUACUCUGGUUCUGUGGACAAUACUAUAAGGGCGUGGGACCUCGACACUUUACAGUGUGUUCAUACAUUAAGUGGUCAUAAAGAUGCUGUAACGUCUCUUAUUUGUUGGGAUCAAUAUCUACUGUCUUGUUCAUUAGACAAGACAAUAAAAGCAUGGGCUUUUACUGAAGAGGGUAACUUGGACGUGAUUUACACACAUAAUGAGGAACAUGGCGCUAUUGCUCUUUGUGGGAUGCCUGAUGCAGAAGCAAAACCAAUUUUGCUUUGCUCUUGCAGUGACAAUACUGUUUACCUGUACGAACUGCCAACAUUCAUUGAGAGGGGCAGGAUUUUUUCGAAAAGCGAAGUGAGAACAAUUCAGACGGGUCCUGGAGGUCUCUUUUUUACUGGUGAUGGAAUUGGAACGCUGGACGUUUGGAAGUUGACAGAAUCACAUGGAAGAGCUAUGGAAAUAGCAUGAUAUCUUUGUAACUACAUGUCUUGCAAAAUUUGGUCAUCCCGUUUGAGUUCUGUUGAUUUUUUUUUUGUAGAAAUUGUAGAACUACGUGGACCUGAUCCUUCAUUUUGUGAUGGAGGUACGUAGGCAGCCUUCGGGUGCGGUCCAAAUUAUGUAAUAACUAUUUUUUGUUUAUUUUAAAUUCUUUUUUUUUUGUUUUUCAAUUCACAUUUGCAUUUCACUUGGCUUUUGGAUUUUUGUCAUUUGAGCAAUAUUGUGUAAUAAGGAAUUGAUGUUAUUGUCCUUAAGAAGUCAUCCUAUGACCCAUAUUCUUUAUUGUUAUCAAAUGUAAGAAUUCAUCUUAA